Messenger RNA from Brachypodium distachyon (stiff brome), 1719 nucleotides. RefSeq lists its product as uncharacterized. The transcript is spliced from 6 exons. The coding region runs from base 996 to 1355 and encodes 119 amino acids. The record is from RefSeq and is a predicted model, not a curated record. Lineage: Eukaryota; Viridiplantae; Streptophyta; Magnoliopsida; Poales; Poaceae.
AGAUCGUUUCGUUCUGCUCGUCACCGCCCACGGCCGGCUCACAUCGUCCUUCCCCGUCGCCGUCGUGACGUCUUCGCACAACUCCGCCUCCGCCGCUGAAGCCACAGUUCCCCUGAGGCCACAGGUGCGGAGCCCUCCGAAGAGCGGAGCUACAACCAUACUCAAUCUAGCGCGCUUCUCGCCCCUGGGUGCAGGCCACCGGGUCUCUACUUUGGUGAUCUCGUAGUUCCUACAGGGUGGAGACAAUGGGGUCGGUCCAUGGAUUUUGCUUCCUUUUGCUACAUUUCGCUCAAAGGGUUGAAGGGAGAUAGUGCAUCAAGUUAUUCGCAAGGGCCAACUUGAUCCUCUUCCCCAGGGAUCCCAGAUGAGGGAAGCCUAGGAGAGCCGCCGACUCCAACUAUCGUCCAUGUACGAUCCAUACUAGAUCUGACCAACUGCCCAUCCUACCUCCUCUACCUUUUUGACAGCCCAUCUUUUUGUCUCAGUAGAGUCUUUCAUUCUGUUGUGUUGUUUCUGGUGUUAUUGCUGCUUAUGCUGACUGGGAGUCCAGGAGCGAGAGUUGUUCGACUUCAUGUGUCCGAUUUGCGGUCGUGAUAGUGGAUUUGGGUGCAUCUAUGGUAGAUCGGCUUUCGGUUGAUGUUUUUGUUGUGAGGCAGCUACCGCUGUCCGACGGCUGUUGGCGCAGGACAUCGUGGACAGUUGAAGUAACCGGUGGCCGUCGUCCGCCAUCCAUGCAUGAGAUCCAGUUUAGGGUUCAAGCACAUGGCGGGAGGCGACGGCUGCUGCCGGUGCAAGCAUCGAAGACAGCAGCAGCACGCGGUUAAGCAACGCAACUCCCAAAAUUUAACUGCCGUAGAAAUGAGCCAAGUUAUAGAAGAAAGCCUAUAAAUAGUGACUACUAGCCCAUUAGCCCACUAUCCAGGUUUAGCUCAGCCCAUGGGCUUCUUACAAGUAUCGAGCUUCCGCUUGCUACGGGCUGUACCGACACGAGCAAGAUGAGGCCGUUGGGCAAGCACGUCUCCCCUAGGCAGGUUGCGCUCUUCGCCGCAGGGCUCGUGUUCUUCGGGGCGACGACAUACGACGUGCACCGGUCCAUCAAGAACAACGAUCAGCCGCCGACGAGGGAGCAGAUGGAGGCGCUUCAGGUGUACACGACUCCAAGAAGCGUUAGGACCAACAGGUACUGUAAAUUUUGUUUUCCUAUAUGGACGUCAGAUGAUCUGCUGAACUAUGUGUCAUCAAUCAGUGAACAGUUAAAGGUGGUGGACUUGCUAAGGCAACUUUAUGAAUUGGCUAAAGCUGAUUCUGAUCUCUCUGAUCACGAGGAUAUGCUCUCUAUUAUUGAACAGAAAUAGCUACGGAGGGGAACAGAGAAGAGAGAAGCUUGUAGGAGAGGAGAUAAACCUUUUGCCAAUGCUGAAGAAUCGUUUGCCGCCAUGGAUGGUUGUGGAUUGAAGUUGAAAGUGUUGGAUUGCGGUGUACCUCUACCCACCACGCCUGGAUUUAAAGGCCAGGGCGCCGGAGGUGUUGCCAAAACAUAGCAGGAUUAGGACUCGGCGUCUGAGGGUUUGCCAAAACAUAGUAGGAUUAGGACUGCUAUUUUGUAUUUUGGAAUUUAGACAAUUUUGCUAUGUAUUUUCAGUUGAUAAGGUCAGUCGUAGUAUUAUUUUUGUGUGCACGUAUAUCUUUUCUUGUUAAUUUGUUUUUUUAAUUAUGUCA